UUCUGAUACUCAACCUCAACCACCUCGGUUGCUCAAAGCCCAUUCGCCAUGUUCCCUACUCGUGUUCUGCGCAUGCAGGCCUCCCGGCCUUUCGCUUUUCCUGCUCCUAAGGAAAACCACAGCGCCCACACUAUCUCUCAGCGUCUGCGCACUCUGAAGAGAGUCCCCCCGGAGUUGAUCCCUCUCGGUCUGGUCCUUGGUGUCGCCGUCGGUGCUGCCAUCUACUCCAGCACCCGCAAGCUCAUGACCGACAAGACCCUCCGUCUGUACCGCAACAGCCCCGAGGACCGCGAGCACUAAGAAUGUACCAUCACAUUUGAUUUCAAAUUGCAAUGGGCGAUUCUUUGUUUGAUUUUUCGGCGAUCUGUAUCAUUCACGGGGUAGUCGGGCCUUGUCGCGCGGCCAGAGUUAAGAAUGGAAUGCUCGAAAAUUCUCAGGCUCAGGGUUGGAGCGCGUGUAAAUAGUACGGCUUUAAACGAAGGGUUCCUGAUGGUGUAAUAUCGCAAUAUUACUGUCGCCCGCUUCUUGGCUUCUCUUUUUCUUCGUUGCGCCAGUUUCCCCUGGCGUGAGUGGAUUAUCGUAGAGCUCAUUCCGGCUUUGGUCCGGCCACGUCCAGUUCCUCGAGUCCUUGCAUGGGAUCUUGACGUUCGGCUCCGUCGAUCUCGCCCCCCUCGGCAGCCAAUUUGUCUUCCUCGUCGACAGCAUAUUUGGCCAAGU
This is a messenger RNA of Aspergillus vadensis CBS 113365, 717 nucleotides long. RefSeq lists its product as uncharacterized. The record is from RefSeq and is a predicted model, not a curated record. The transcript has 5 exons. NCBI's taxonomy places the organism in Eukaryota, Fungi, Ascomycota, Eurotiomycetes, Eurotiales, Aspergillaceae. The coding region runs from base 49 to 300 and encodes 83 amino acids.